AUGGCAACCCAGCCGCCACCACAAAGGAAACAAGUCUCUUUUGGUAGCAAGCCUCUCCAAUGGGUUGGGUUGGCUUGUUCUCAAGACGAUGCCUCGUCAAUUGGGCUGGAAUUGCAUAUUUCCCUGUUAGGGCCGUAUGUUAGUCGGCAGAUUUUUCUUUGUCAUGGAGGGUCCGAGAAAGCUUAUUGUAGCCGUAAUGAUAGCGACGCGGCAGGUUUGGAGGGAUCAAUCGAGUCUCAGAGGUUGCCGUCUGAGGGCGGAACAUAUCCUUCUGUAGCCAAACCGAAUCCACGCCGCUCCUCGUCCACUGCUGUUGCGCGCGAGGAUAUUGAGAGCAUGGUCCUACCCAAACCCAACGCCUCCGCUUCUAUUCAAAAAGGCAAACCGGUCCUUUUCUGGCACGUGGGACCGCACAAGACGUCGAGCACCGCUGUGCAGACAUUCCUGUACAAGAUGGAAAAUGUUCUCAAGCAGCGCGACAACAUAGUCAUGCCUCUGCAUCUUCCCGGAAAAUGUAGCAAGCAUAAAGCCGCCGCCAACAUUGCCUAUUGCUUGGUCGACUACGAGGAAUGGCCGAAUUCGUGGGACGAAUGCCGAGCUUGUGAAUCGCCUCGCUCUGUGGUUUCCAAUGAUUGCGGACAAGUCUUGACAGCAUUUCACCAAUUCGUAGAGAGUGCCCGAGUCAAUUCGCAAAACAUAUUACUUUCGUCCGAGGGCUUUAGCAUCUGGACCACAGCGCAGAUUCAGCGGCUCGUUAGCAAAUGCUUUUCCGAUUGGGACGUUCGAGUUAUCGUUUAUUUUCGUCAAUGGGACGAAUGGCUUGAGAGUGUAUACUUUGAGUGGAAUCGUUUCAAGUCAUUGCAGAUACGCCAUUCAUUGGUGGACUACUUUGAGGACCCUGGCACACUAUCAUGCACUGCAUUCCAGUACAGUCAUGCAAAUUUGGUAGACACAACCUUAAGUGAGUCCCCGCGACCCUACUUCCUCGGAGUAACUGGUGUCGAAAACCUCUUGGAGUCUCCAGGGUUUGUCGACAAGUUUCUUCGUGACUACGGGUUUCUCCGGCUGGGUGAGGUAUUCGAUACCAAAAGGCCCAAGGACCUCAACCCUGAUUCCGGUUGGAACGGGAAUACUCACCGGUUACUGGUACGCAGCGUUGAGCGUGGCUGUAACACUGCCACCUUGCAGAAUAUCGUUGAGAAUGAAAUUGAAUCCCUUCGCUAUGUCCUACUUCCUACCGAAGAUACAGUCAACCGUCGAUCAACUGGUUUACUUAUGGGACACGUACAGCUCCUUCGGCAUUUCUUCCGUUGGAUUGAUACCCAAAGUAACACAAAAGGUGGACCACUUGACAAUCUUGAUUUGCUCUCUCUCACAAGAGGUGAAUUCAGUUUGUACCGACAAUCCUUUACCCCCUACAUUUCGAGUCCCCCAGAAUUUUUGUGGCCUCGCGCAACUGCACUGAUGACUGCUGUUUUUCGUGACAAUUCAAAACGAGAAAAUCCAUACACUGGUAGUAUAGCUGAAGUUUUGGAGGAUGACCAUUCCCCCAACAACUGUCACACCUUGGACAAAGAUGUGGAACAAGUUAUUGAACCUAAGCAUGAAGUGCAUCAGAACGAAAUUUCGUUGUAUCCAGAGCACCAUCUCCCUUCAGUUGCUUUGGUGAACCAUCAUCUACCAGUUGACUCUGAUGGAGUUGUUGUGAGCUGCAAAAUUGUGAACAGCAUCACUGUACAAGAAUGUUUAGGGAAAGCCCAUCAGGACACUGAGCUUACCAUUCAUUCAGUUUCUUCUACAACAAGUACUCCUGUUGUGCCUACGAAAAAUUUGGUCAAUCAAGUUCUUUGUCCCAGUGUUGCAAAGAGUACUUCAUGGAUUCCUGAAACAAACAAGAGUUCUCUCCUUGUCUCUGUCAUGAAGUGUGCUUUCACCACUGGUCUACUUUGUGUUACAUUUAAUUCUGCAAGGGAAUCAGGAUGUUUUCAGAAGGGACAUACCACCAUGGUCUACAACAGCAUUCCUCCUGAUCCUGGAGAAACUCAGAUGGCAGCUAGAAGCCAAGCCACCAUUGAUUUUAACAAGUUGGUUGAUCCUCCCAUCAUGCAAAAGCUAUCUAGUUUUUGUGCAUUUGAAGCAGCUAACUUUGAAAUUGCUAUCAAGCCUGCUGCUCCAAAUUUCAUUGGCUUUCCAUACUUGGUCUCUGUUUUGCAUCUACCUAUGCAUUAUACCCAAGUAACAGCCAGUGACCUUGUUCUGCCUGAAGCUCAACCUAGUACACAGGAUGGGGAGAGUGUCAAUUCUGGUGUACUCUUGAGCACAUCUAGAAUGCUGAGCAGAGUGUCCUGUGUUCAAGUUGAAACCAUCUUUCAUUCUAGUACACAGGAUGUGGAGAUUGUCAAUCCUAGUGUACUCUUGAGGGCAUCUAGAAGAUUGAACAGAGUUCCCUGUGUUUUAUUGAGUUUGAGCGGUUCCACAUCUAGAACCUUAGUCAACUGUCCUGUCCUAACUCAGGAUGGGGAGUGCCUAGAAAGCCUAGUACAAGGAACUUCACAAAGAAUCCUUGAUCUAGACAGAGGACAUACCACCUGGCCACCACCCUCCUACCAUGGGAAGCAACAUGAUAUUACUGCAUACAAGGGAAUCCUAAGUCAAGGUGAAGUUGACACAAGAAUGCUCAAGGAUUUUGUUGCAGAUGUUUUCAAGGAUUGGGAGCCAGGAGGCUUACAUGUCUUGACAUUGAAUGAAUCUAUUGAUGUUCUGUGUGAAGAUAGUCCUGCCCUCUGUUUGACAAGUCAAGUUAAAGCUGACAAACAAAUGUUCAAGGCUUUUGUUGCAGAGGUGUUUAAGGAUUGGGAGCUAGGAGGUGUUCAUGUAGUGACAUUGAAUGACUCAACAGAUGUUCCAUGCAAACAUUGUCCUGCCAUUGGCUUUGCUAGCAAAAAUCUGCAAACCUUUGCCAACCCCAUGAUGAUUUGUGACCUAGAUUCUUACUUCAAGGCACUUGAAGGUACAGUUCACCCUGCUUACCACUAUGCAUUCCUUGUAGACCUACUCUGGAUGCUCUGGGGAGCUAGUAUUGAGGAACUCUAUAUGUGUGGCCCCACUAUGCUCAAUGCCUACAUGAGCAAUAGUCAACAAGGCAAUGUCAGUGGAGUCCCAUCCCUGGAUGCUCCUAACUAUGGGGAGCAACAUUUGGUCAGCAAAUUCAAAGCUUUUUUGCUGAUGCCUUGGGAUCCUGGAGGACCCAAGCCACUUGUGAGGACAAUUAGUAUGAAGCCAACUGUUAUGAAGGCAAGUACUAGGCAUUCCCCAGCAGCAAAGAAACAGCCUUUUAUUGGAACAUUGAAAAGCUUGGCAAACUGCUCUUUCUCUAAAGUAUCCCCUGGUCAGCCCAGCAUUUUGGAUUUAUGGAGAGAUUACAUUGACAUAGUGCUUCAAUACACAGCCAAGCUUGGACCCCAUAGGACAGUUUCAGCUUCCAGACUCAGUGAGGUUGUUGAAUGA
Molecule: messenger RNA, 3507 nt
Organism: Phaeodactylum tricornutum CCAP 1055/1
Lineage: Eukaryota; Bacillariophyta; Bacillariophyceae; Surirellales; Neidiaceae
Exons: 8
Coding region: 1-3507 (1168 amino acids)
Source: RefSeq, a predicted model, not a curated record